ACUCCCCUUUCUACUCCAUUCCAAUUUACUCCAUAAAUCUUCUUUUUCAAUCGAAGCUUCAUUCCUUUGAUCAUGGCGACACCAAAUGAAGUUGCAGCUCUCGAGUUCAUCAGGCAACACCUUCUAGACGAAUUUGAAUCCUCUCCUAUCGAUCAAAUCUUCACCGAUUUCACUUACACACCUAGCUUUAACUCCGAUGAUCAUUGCUCCAUUUCCAGCUCUCACUGUGAUUCUUCGUCUUCAACCACUUCUCCUCUCUCUGAUUUCUCCAAUCAUUCCAUUGAUUACGAUUUAACUCGUACUAUCAGUUUUUCUGAAACUGAAUCCACAGAACAUGAAACCACCAAUCCGGUAUCCACAAAACCAGUCGAACGAACUGCCGGAGGGAGAGAAGAGAGGAGAUACAGAGGCGUGAGGCAGAGGCCGUGGGGGAAGUUUGCGGCGGAGAUCCGAGAUCCAAAACGUCGCGGAUCUAGGGUUUGGUUAGGCACAUUCGAUAGUGCGAUUGAAGCAGCGGAGGCGUACGAUAAAGCGGCGUUUGCGAUGCGAGGUAGCAAGGCGAUUCUUAAUUUUCCACUUGAGGUUGCGUCGUUGAAGAAGAUGGAUGAAUACGGUGGAGGCCAUAAAAGGGACAGAGAACAUGAAGUGGUGGUGGAGAGGAAUACGAUAAUGGCGGAGACUGCCGUUGAUGAUCCAGCGACGCCGUCGUCUAAUUGGAUAACUUUCUUCAAUAGCUGAGGUGUCCGGCGAACCUCCGUCGCCGAAUGCCUGCCGAUGAGACAUUCGCAGCUUGUCAUAUGAGUUAAAAGGCGUUGCAGAAAUCAUUGAGAGCAUGCAAAUAUACAAAUCACAAAGCUUCCAACAGUGAUCAAUCAAACUUCGUUUCAAGGUUUACAAGAUAUUUGAACAAUUACACAACUUUCUUGUUUUGAUCUUGUUAUAAUAGCUGAAAUUCAUCUAAAAUAACUCGAAAGAUAUUGUAUCCUACUUCAAAAGAGUUGAAUAUUUUUAUUCAUCAGCUGAUAAUGAGAAAUUUGAUUUCUUCCUACCCAUUAAA
Molecule: messenger RNA, 1057 nt
Organism: Lactuca sativa (garden lettuce)
Lineage: Eukaryota; Viridiplantae; Streptophyta; Magnoliopsida; Asterales; Asteraceae
Product: ethylene-responsive transcription factor 6
Biological process (GO): regulation of DNA-templated transcription; ethylene-activated signaling pathway
Molecular function (GO): DNA-binding transcription factor activity; DNA binding
Source: RefSeq, a predicted model, not a curated record